AUGCGUCACGCGCCUACUAACCUAGCACUGCCCAUUCAAGUACCCUCUUUAAAAUGUGAUACAUGUGCGCAAAACGAUGCAACAGCUCUAUGUAUCGGAUGUUACGGCUCAUUUUGUUUUGAUUGUUUUAUUAAACAUCGUAAAAAGGUUUCAGAAGACUUUGGUAAAUUAAUUUAUGAACAUGACCUAUUUGUAACAUUGUUCAAAGCAAACUCAUCGUCGGCAUCAGCGGCAACAGCAACAGAGUCCACUAAAAAAUUUGAUCCUCUUCGUGUUCUAGCAGAAAUUGACUCGUGGGAAGAAGAUCUACGCACAAAACUUGAACGGAUGGCCAAUGAAGCUCGACAACAAGUCAAAGCUCGUGUUGACGAUCGACACGAUGAAAUAUUUAGAAGUUAUCCAACAAUAAAACAAAAUUUUCAUACAAAAGAGGAAGCAAAGCGGCAUAUUGAAAAUGCACUACCGACUAUUAAAAAAAAAUUAUGUGAAAUCAAUGAUAGUAUUGAAAAUUUUCCUAGUACAAUGUCACUCAAUUUCCAAUCGGAAGAAAUUGAUUUGAAAAAAACUGUCAAAGUGAUUUCUACAAGAAAUCCUAGUGGUACAUCCGGUGUCAAUAGAAAAGCAUCAACAACAGGCACCAUGAAAAUGAAAGAAUCCUUAAAUUUCAAUAAUCUCGGUCAACCUCCAUUUAAAAAAAUUGAACAUCUAGGUGGUGGCAUGGCUAUAGGUGCCUCUGAUAAAUUCAUUGUUUAUACGAAUGAAAAUGAUUUAUGUAUGAUCGAAUUAACGAAAGAAAAUCGUAUCGUUAUUCCGCUGAAAGGCGUCAAUGAUAUAUGCUGGUGUGCAGAAUUCGAUUAUUUUGUUAUCUUAACUGAAAAACGAGUAUUCACGUUCGAUCCAAAUACGAGAGAACUCUAUCACAUAGAUGAAAUUAAAUUAUCAAGCAAAGGCGAGUUUUGGCGAUGUACCUAUGCAGGCAACACGAACACACUUUUAUUGUGUUAUUGGUCACGUGGCGGCUCACCCAUUGAAGAAUGGAAAUUGACUAGUCCAGUAAGAACGAAAUUGUGGCAAGCACCACAAUCAUGCGAAACAACAGAGACUAUCCAGUGUAUGCGUGUGUCAUUGAACGGAAGUUACGUAGCUCUUACAAUCAAUAAUGACGAACAGGAUUACUUUACAUUACGUGAUAGAGACAUGAAACAAAUUCAUCAAAUACCAUUGCGCGUAACUGACUGCUUCAGUUUUGUUUCUCUUCCGAAUAACGCGUGGCUUCUUUCGAUUCUGGCCUAUCAUAAGUUAUUUUUAAUCGAAAGCAAUUAUAAUCUGUCUAAAAUACAACAGACGGAUCCGGAUAAAGCAUCAACACGAGGUAUCGCAAUAUUAGGCGAUAAUAUUGUAGCUGAAAGAACUGCAUCAACCAUCUGCUUUUUUAAGCUGUAG
Molecule: messenger RNA, 1443 nt
Organism: Rotaria socialis
Lineage: Eukaryota; Metazoa; Rotifera; Eurotatoria; Philodinida; Philodinidae
Source: the annotation of a GenBank genome assembly